UUUCCUUCUCACCUUGACUGUCAUCCCGUUAUCUCUCAGCGCUAAGUAUGCGCCUUUUGUAUUAUGACCAUCACCAAUCCAACCCAAUUAAUAGACGAGUUCAAAAAAUCGGGCGAAUUUGACCGUCUGAGACGUGAUCUCCUGUCACAUUUCCAGCGCAGUGACCGCACAGAGGCCUUUAAAUCUCGGGUUGAUGAUAUAGCCCGACAACGGCUGUCUUCUGACCCAAAACUGAUAUCUAUGCCCAAUGAUGCUGUCCAGCGUGAAUUAUUAGGGGAAAUCGACCGCUAUCCUAUUGUUGAGCGAGCGAUAGCUGACGCCCCUUUAUUAUCGGACCCAUCAUUCAUCGCUGGCAUUCGUGCUUCACUGGAACGUACCAUGUCGGCAGGCAGGGGCGAAAAGAGCAAUGCUACUCCAAGCCAAUCGACGCCAAACCUGCAACCAUGUGAUUCGGGCAAUCCCGAAUUCAAUCCAGCUAUUUCCCAGCCCAAUGGCGCUCUGACGCCUUCUUCGGCGAUUCAGAAAGAGUGAAUUUGACCAUUGCGCCCCUGGAAUCUCUAUACAUUGUCUGACUGGACACUCGAGUUCUAUCUAAAAGGUUCGACUGUUAUGCCUCUGCACAAGGUAAUGCUCAUACGGCCAACUGCAAGCUGUUUAUUUAUUCGUCCUUGACUUAUUUAUUCAUUACAAGGAAUCACUUGCGGUUAGGAGACCAACAAUCUAAGCAAGAUCAGUGAUGUAUCAUCAUGUAAUACACCGGCAGCUGAGCUUCAAAGAAUUGUAACGAUAAUAGGCGAGUAUCUCUUCCAUUCAAUUUAUUGUGAGAAGGCGCGCAUACCGUGGUCCGGUAGGAUAUCAAAAGAC
Suillus subalutaceus is the source of this 864-nucleotide messenger RNA. RefSeq lists its product as uncharacterized. Lineage: Eukaryota; Fungi; Basidiomycota; Agaricomycetes; Boletales; Suillaceae. Bases 64 to 531 code for a protein of 155 amino acids. The record is from RefSeq and is a predicted model, not a curated record. The transcript has 5 exons.